Messenger RNA from Hyalella azteca, 2495 nucleotides. RefSeq lists its product as uncharacterized. NCBI's taxonomy places the organism in Eukaryota, Metazoa, Arthropoda, Malacostraca, Amphipoda, Hyalellidae. The record is from RefSeq and is a predicted model, not a curated record. Bases 251 to 2116 code for a protein of 621 amino acids. The transcript is spliced from 15 exons.
CGAAUGCAAAAUAAUUUUUAAAUUUGAAUUUUUUUGGCCCUUGCAGAUAUUACGGCAACGAAAUGUAACAUUGAAAUAAAAUGUAACUUUUCUAAAACUUUGCGUCAACUCGAUGAAACAAAUUUAUAUUUCACUCCAAGCAUUUUGCACAAUCUUGCGUUGAUUUAGAUUAGCAGUGGUAUAACCGUGUCGGCUAGACCGAACCUACCUAGCUGCUCAAUCCGCAGUUAAUGCUGACAUAGCAGGGACGAUGGCGCUGAUAAGACUCCGUGGAGGGCGGUUGGCGUGGCUCGCCCUGACGUGCGUGUGUGUCGUGGUCGUCUACAUCGUGUCUUCUAACAGACUCUUGGACGUGCGAGACAGAGUGCUGCUCAGGCAACUCGUCGAUGAUGCUGUGGAGAGCGGCAAGUCCCUGAGAUCAGCCAGUCCUGGCCACAUCGCAUGUCAGCGCCCCAGUCUGCCCGUGCUGAGCGAUGACGUGAUGCGGUUCUUCCACGCGGUUGACGCGCUGCAGUGCGACGCUGAGCCUGACUGGGUGACCGUCAGGGGCAGCGUCGCUACCAUCUCCACGCAGGCCAAGCUCAGACACGCUGGUGACAUCAAGUGCGUUUUUACUGACGUGAUACGCCUGCCUGACGACGACAGCGUCGAGGACGGCGCAUCGGUCACCACAUCCACAAAUUUCACCUUCACCGCUUCCGACUUCGCUAAGGUCUCGUGCACUGCUGCGGACGGCCAAAAGUGGCACUCGGUGGCAGCUGGCAUCCGCACCAGAGCCGUCCAGCCCGCCAGGAGCUGGGCUGACAUUCCUAAAGACAGCCUGGGCGUGAGUGUGCUGGCGCUGGGCCUGGACUCUCUGUCGCACAACACCUUCAUCAGGACGCUGCCCAAGACAUAUGAUCGCCGUGGACGCACGGAGCUGGAGCUGCCGGAGACGCGACGUCGCGUGGGCAGCUCCGCCCAGCGCGUCGACGUCUACCCCUUCAUCUGGAACAACUUCAGGGAAGCUGGAUACGUUACGAUGUACGCUGAAGACCAGCCCCUAGCUAGCACCUUCAACUACCGCCUACGAGGCUUCGAGACGCCCCCGACGCACCACUACAUGAGGCCCUACUACCUCGCCCUCCAGCAGCAGAUCAGCCGCCAUGCCAACCUCUGCGUCAGGGCCAAGCCAAGACAUCAGGUGUUCUUGGACUACGUGCACAACUUCAUGCUGUCGUACCGCUCGUCCCCGGUGUUCGGCUUCACGCUGCACGGCGAGCUGAGCCACGACGACGUCAACCUCGUCAGCGUCGCCGACGACGACCUGAUGGCGCUGCUGGCGCGGCUACACGGCGACGGGCUGCUUGACAGGACCUUGCUCAUGGUCUACGCUGACCACGGCCACAGGUUUGCGUCCAUACGCAGCACGCAGCAAGGCAAGCAAGAGGAGCGACUUCCUUUCGUAAGCUUCGUCGUCCCUCAAACGAUCAAGAAAAAUUUUCCAGCAGCCUACCAGAACCUAGUAGCGAACACGGAGCGGCUGGUGACGCCUUUCGACGUACACGCGACGUUGGCCGACGUCCUGCACUACACGGGCGCCAGGCUGGGCCAGACGUCGAGUCGUGCCAUAUCUCUCUUUAGCCAGAUCCCCGCGACGCGCACGUGUAGCGACGCGUUCAUAGAGCCUCACUGGUGCGCGUGUCUGACGUGGGCGCCGGUGGCCGUGACAGAGCCGCGCGUGGGGGAGGCCGCCGCGGCGCUCGUGCAUUACAUCAACUCCUUCACUGCCCCCCAUCGCGGCCUGUGUCGCGAGCUCCAGCUCCAGUACAUACAACUCGCCGCUAUAUUAUUGCCUAACUAUGGUGUGAUGUCGUUCAAGCAGAACGCGGACAUGGACGGCUUCGUGCCAAACCUCGAAGCUCGGACGCCCGUCACGGAGGAAGUUUAUGAAGUUCACAUCGUGACGACGCCUGGGGGGGCGCAGUACGACGCCUCGCUCACUUAUUCUAUACGACAGGACACUUUCUCCGUCAGGAUGGACGACAUCAGCCGCACUAACAAGUAUGGAGAUACGUCUAAGUGUAUCAUCAACAUUGACAGUUCACUGAGUAACUACUGCGUGUGUACUGAGUAACUGUCACUACUGGCCUGGCAUGACUGCUCGGUAAUUAUCUGCAGCUACUUUAUGGAAGGUUUCUCAUCGGUCGUUGUAUCAACGAUUAUGGGUGAUAGGAAUUUGAUUUUUUAGUCAAAUUAGUGAGAAUUGCUGCACGAUCUCAUUUCAAAGUGACGGAUCCAGUUAUAAAAUCGGCCAGGGCUUUUUAUCGUCAUUACAUGAAUUCAGAACUACAUUCUGGAUGAGACGCGUUUAUGUGCUUUAAUUUCUAGGAGGAAGGAGUUUGUUCUCUAUCUUCAAUAUAUUUCCUCUAGAUAGUAAUACGCACAAUAAUCUACAAAUAUUCAAGUGCAGUCUUUCAGAAUGGUAGCGUAAUUUUUCGCUUUCACUUCACUUC